Hermetia illucens (black soldier fly) is the source of this 2385-nucleotide messenger RNA. RefSeq names its product chitin deacetylase 1 (gene verm). Gene Ontology annotation, molecular function: chitin binding; protein binding. Gene Ontology annotation, biological process: carbohydrate metabolic process. Gene Ontology annotation, cellular component: extracellular region. The record is from RefSeq and is a predicted model, not a curated record. The coding region runs from base 225 to 1850 and encodes 541 amino acids. Lineage: Eukaryota; Metazoa; Arthropoda; Insecta; Diptera; Stratiomyidae. The transcript is spliced from 5 exons.
UAGCCAACACCUAGUGUAAGAGUGGCUGUGUUUUAAAAUACUGCUUGCGCACUGGAUUUUCUAGACACAGUUUCGCAGCUACAGCAGCACAUGCCGUACUAGCUGUGAUUUUUUUUUCUUUUAUUUGGAAGAUAAUUCAGCAAAAAAAGGAUAAUAAGUGUAGUUUGAUCAAGUUGGAAACAAAAAUCCUUUUCGUAGAGCUUCUGUAACACAUUCGCAUCAAUAUGGCGCGUGUGUUGCAAAUUGUUGGCGUUACUGUUCUUUGUAUCGCGAUUGCAACCGCAUCGGUACGUGUUAAACGUCAAGAUGAUGAUGAAAAUUCAGAUGCUCCAAAUGUCGACGAACUGUGCCAGGAUCGGCCAGGAGAUGAGUAUUUCAGAUUGAGCACUGAGGGCGAUUGCCGUGAUGUAGUCAGGUGCGAUAACGCAGGUGAAAAUGGAGUAGUUCGAUUGGCAUCUGUCCGUUGUCCACUUGGUUUGUCAUUCGAUAUAUUGCGUCAAACAUGCGAUUGGAAGGCAAACGUAAAGAACUGUGAUACAGUGGAAAAGCCACGCAAAGCACUGCCAAUUCUGAAGACCGAUGAACCCAUCUGUCCAGAAGGCAAACUUUCCUGUGGAGAUGGUGAAUGUCUGGAGAAGGAAGUGUUCUGUAACGGAAAACCCGACUGCAAGGACGAAUCCGAUGAAAAUGCUUGCUCUGUCGAUGAUGAUCCAAACCGCGCUCCUGAAUGCGACCCUACUCAGUGCGUACUUCCUGAUUGCUUCUGCUCAGCUGACGGUACCCGAAUUCCCGGAGCUAUUGAACCACAACAAGUACCACAGAUGAUCACCAUCACCUUCAACGGAGCCGUUAACGUAGACAACAUUGAUCUGUACGAAGAAAUCUUCAACGGACAACGACAGAACCCCAACGGUUGUUCCAUCAAGGGAACCUUCUUUGUAUCCCACAAGUACACCAACUACUCAGCUGUUCAGGACUUGCAUCGUCGUGGUCAUGAAAUUUCCAUCUUCUCACUUACCCACAAGGACGAUCCAAACUACUGGAGUCAGGGUACCUAUGACGACUGGCUUGCUGAAAUGGCUGGAGCUCGUUUGAUUAUUGAACGUUUCGCUAACAUUACCGAUGGUUCCAUCAUUGGCAUGCGUGCUCCAUACUUGCGUGUCGGUGGCAACAAACAAUUCGAAAUGAUGGCUGACCAAUUCUUCGUCUAUGAUGCUUCCAUCACUGCCUCAUUGGGUCGUGUGCCAAUCUGGCCAUACACCCUCUACUUCCGUAUGCCACACAAGUGUAACGGCAACGCCCACAACUGCCCGUCCCGUAGCCACCCUGUUUGGGAAAUGGUCAUGAAUGAAUUGGAUCGUCGUGAUGACCCAACCUUCGACGAAUCGCUUCCUGGUUGUCACAUGGUAGACUCUUGCUCGAAUAUCCAAAGUGGUGAACAAUUCGGACGUCUUCUGCGUCACAACUUCAACCGUCACUACAAUAGCAACCGUGCUCCAUUGGGAUUGCACUUCCACGCCUCAUGGUUGAAAUCAAAGAAGGAAUACCGCGAAGAAUUGAUCAAAUUCAUUGAAGAAAUGUUGGGACGCAACGAUGUCUUCUUUGUUACCAUGCUCCAAGUCAUCCAAUGGAUGCAAAACCCAACUGAAUUGAACUCAUUGCGUGACUUCCAAGAAUGGAAAGAAAAGUGCGACGUCAAAGGACAACCCUACUGCUCGUUGCCAAAUGCCUGCCCUCUGACCACCAGGGAAUUACCAGGUGAGACCCUGCGUCUCUUCACGUGUAUGGAAUGCCCCAACAACUACCCAUGGAUCUUGGAUCCAACUGGUGAUGGAUUCUCAGUCAAAUAAGGAGCGAAACCUUCAGAAUAAUAACGAAGGUAUCGAGAGGUACCCUCGUGUUCCACCGAGAGUCUGACUAAUUAACAUUCAAAAGAUAUUUAUAUCUUUUUCUCUUAUGUAAGACAACACUGAUCCCGUACAAUUAUCCACUUUUCGUAUCCACAUCCUAUUGUGUAUCUUCCAACCCAACCUUCGGGUCAUCGGUACCUGUUAAUUCCGAUCCUUUUUUCCUAACUACUCCACGACUUCCUCACAGCUUUCCUCUUCUCGCCAACUGUUCUAAACCCUACUUCUGGUGGGUCCUCCCAUUCCCCAAUAUCAGAAUAGUAUCUAUGAAUGCCAACUAAAGUGUGAGGAGACGAUCCGACUAUUGUAAAGUGCGAGGGGAUGAUUUUUAAGUUCUACUAUAAAUCGUUAAGUGAUAUCUAUGAUAUGAUUAAGAAAGAUUUAUGUAAAGAUAAAGAAAAAAACUGAAAAGUGUUAAUGUUAUUAUUUUUUUUAAAAAAGAAAACAAAGAAAAUAAAAAGUUACGUAAAAAAAUUAA